AUGCACAUAUUGCAAAAUAUAGAAUUUGUAAGGAAUUAUUAAGUUCUUAUGAACCUCAUUCUGAUAUUCCUUUUUCAACUGAUCCUCAAAUAGGACCUAGCAGUAUAUCUUCAAUUAAUAUCUCUUCACCUACUUUACUUGAUUCUGAAUUUCAAGAAUCAUUUCUUCCUAAUAGUGAUGAUGAGAAAACCAUAAUGAACUAUUCUGCUCCUGAUAUUGAAAACAAAUAUGAAGAAGAAUUUGAACAUAUUGAUAAUCUUGACAAUAGCUUUGGUUGGAUAUUAAUUUGGAUCCUAAGAUAUCAACAAAGAUAUCAGUUAUCUGAUACUGCAAAAGAAUCAUUA
Molecule: messenger RNA, 344 nt
Organism: Dentiscutata heterogama
Lineage: Eukaryota; Fungi; Glomeromycota; Glomeromycetes; Diversisporales; Gigasporaceae
Source: the annotation of a GenBank genome assembly